CUUUCUUUUUUAGAAGCAUAGACCUAUCUCUCUCCUAUUUAUUUAUUUCUUGCAUGUCACAAAAAAAGAGAGGCGCCAAAAGCCGACGUACCCAAAAAGUCUAUCAAUGUACCGGUUAUGGAAAUUGUACUAUGACCUUUACUAGAAGUGAGCAGUUAGUCAGACAUUUAAAAAGGCAUAGAGAUGAGAUGCCCUCUGUUACCACUGCUACUACAAACACCACUGCUGCCACUGCCACGGUUAACACUUUUGGCGAUGCCAGUGUCAUCCCUACUGCUGUCUUACCUGAUAACAACAUUGUCUAUCUCGACUUGACAUGUAAUCGACAAGGUCAUGAUGAAGAUGAUGAAGAUGAGGAUAUUGUAUCACCCUCUACUCAUGAUUAUGCAGAAACUAUGCUCUAUUCAUUUGUAGAUAACUCACCUCAUGUGGCUGAUUUAUUAUGGUCAAAGCAACAACUGGGUCAAAGUGAAUUCUUAAAACUAGCUCCAGAGACGAACGAAGAGCUAGUAUUAGAGAUACCUCAUCCCACGCCAAGUAUUUCAACUCAUGACAUAUGCUUAUUUUGAUAAACAUUUGCUUUAUUCAUUUGAUGAAAAACCUCUCAUAAAAGAAUAAUCAUUCAACGGAUUCUGAACUGGUUCAUCCUUUUUUGUUUAAUGAGCUGUCAAAUCACUGUUCAUACCAAAGCUAUUGACUCUGUCCUUUUGAAAGAUUAAUUUAUUAUCGCAUUGAAUAUAUCUUUUAUCAGCUGGGUCCUGCAGUUGGUUCGUUUUAAUAUAUGUCCAAAGUCUUUUAACCACCUCUGGUCUUGACAACUAAUAAAGUAAAUUAAUAUGGCCAAUACUACAUGCAGCAGAAAAUAGGCUAAAUAGUACAAAUGCGAAUUUAUCAAAAUUACAAGUGAAUUAGGUGGUCUUUGUUGAUCAAACUGACAACA
Messenger RNA from Rhizopus microsporus ATCC 52813, 940 nucleotides. RefSeq lists its product as uncharacterized. The transcript is spliced from 2 exons. The record is from RefSeq and is a predicted model, not a curated record. The coding region runs from base 54 to 569 and encodes 171 amino acids. NCBI's taxonomy places the organism in Eukaryota, Fungi, Mucoromycota, Mucoromycetes, Mucorales, Rhizopodaceae.